AUGCAGCGCAUGUGGAGAGACAAGCUGCAUUGGGAUGAAAGUCUUCCUCAGCCACUGGAAUCGGCGUGGACUGAGUUUUGCAAGGAUUUCGCUACUGUGGGUCACGCUACAUUUCCGCUUUAUAUACUUCAACCUAAGGCAAGGUUUGAGUUGCAUGCAUUUUGUGAUAUCAGCGUCCAGGCCUAUGGGGCUUGUAUCUAUGCUCGUUCGUUUAAGGAUACCGCCGAUGAGGUACAUUUGCUUUGCUCGAAGGCUAGAGUUUCACCAUUGAAAACUCUCACGGUGCCUGAGCUUGAGCUAUGUGCAGCGUUCCUGUUAGCCAAUUUACUUCCCGAAAUUAGAAAAAUGGAUACCUUCGACUGCCCGAUCCAUUGCUGGUCGGAUUCAACUGUGGUACUGUCUUGGUUGCGAGAGGAACCAUCCAAAUUUAACGUGUUCGUGUCUAACAAGAUUUCCGCAAUACAGCAACUUACGAGGGGCAUGGAUUGGCGCUAUGUACCAACUGAAAUGAACCCGGCUGACAUUCUUUCAAAGGGAGCAGCGCCUCAGGAGCUCUUGCAGUCUAGGUUGUGGAUGAAUAUACCUUCUUUCUUGCCAGGCGAAAAAAGUAGCUGGCCUGAACGUUGUUCGCCCGAACUCAUUCUUCCGGAAAUUAGGCAUCGAGUAUUGCUGUCGUCUGAGCGUGUCGACAUCUCGCUUUCGUUUAAGCACAUUAACUCAUUCGGAGUCGUGAUGCGCAUUUUUGGAUAUGCUCAUAAGUUCGUCAGCAAGAAAAGGUCACCUGAUCUCUCGUCUGAAGACCUUCGCAAAGGAUCGCACUUGUUGUGUCGCAUCAUUCAACGCGCCCACCUUUAUCCCGAGUUCCGUGCUCUGCGGAAGGGGAACUGUGUGGAGUCCUCCAGCAGCAUUAUAUCUGUCUCGCCUUUCAUAGAUGACGUUGGUUUGAUUCGCGUUGGUGGUCGCUUGCGGCACUCAACUCUUGGCUUCGAUGCACGCCACCCAAUCAUUUUGCCCAGGGAUCAUCCAUUGACGUUCGUCAUCAUCAUGCACUUUCAUCGGAAGCAUCACCAUGCUGGGCCGCAGUCUCUACUGGGAUCUAAUCGCUUGCAGUUCUGGCCCAUCGGCGGCAUGAAAACUGUUUCUCGAGCGUUGCGGAAAUGCAUCAUCUGCUGCAGGUCCAGACCUCGUCUUGUGGAGCACAUAAUGGCUGACCUACCGAAGGAUCGACCAGAUGGGCGCACUCGAACGCCUACAAAAUGCUACAUCAGCGUCUUCAUCUGUUUUGCAACAAAGGCCGUUUGGUUGGAAUUAGUGAAGGACCUCACAACUGCUGGAUUUUGGAGUGCCCUCAAACGCUUCAUUGCCACGCACGGCAUACCCCGAUGCAUUUGGUCGGACAAUGCCACCAAUUUUGUGGGAGCAAGGAACGAGUUGGAGGACCUUCGGCGGCUGUUUAUGAGCGAGAAGCAUCGUGAUGCAGUUCAUAAUCAUUGCAUCAACAAUGGCUUCAAUUGGAAGUUUAUCCCGCCUCGCUCACCCCACUUCGGGGGCUUUUGGGAAGCAGCAGUGAAGAUGGCCAAGCAGCAUUUAUAUCGCUCCCUGGGAUCGUCACUCUUUGGCUUCGACGCUGCGGACAUUGAAAACCCUGAAGAUCUUGGCGUCCUUACACCAGGACAUUUUCUAAUUGGUCGUCCGCUGAUGGAGUUUCCCGAGCCAGACGUUACGAAUCUAAACUUUAACAGACUAGAUUGCUGGCAAAGAGUCGUCUGUGCUCAGCAGAUCUUUUGGAAGCGUUGGAGUGAGGAGUAUUUGACUCUGCUCCAACAACGUGCCAAAUAG
This is a messenger RNA of Drosophila obscura, 1839 nucleotides long. RefSeq lists its product as uncharacterized. NCBI's taxonomy places the organism in Eukaryota, Metazoa, Arthropoda, Insecta, Diptera, Drosophilidae. The record is from RefSeq and is a predicted model, not a curated record. Gene Ontology annotation, molecular function: nucleic acid binding. Bases 1 to 1839 code for a protein of 612 amino acids. The transcript is spliced from 3 exons.